Messenger RNA from Psylliodes chrysocephalus, 2645 nucleotides. Lineage: Eukaryota; Metazoa; Arthropoda; Insecta; Coleoptera; Chrysomelidae. The record is from the annotation of a GenBank genome assembly.
UCCGUAAACAGUGCACAAAGACUCAUAAGUUGUUUGAUAUGGUCAUGAUAACUUCGCCCUUACCGAACCAAUGUUUAUUACCCAACAAUAGCGUUGUAAAUAGUAGUGUUGUCGAGUUUUUCGAAAGCCUUUUGUUCAAUCAACAGUGUUUUCUAACCGUUAAACAAACUGUGACUCCGUAUGUCGGAUUUUGGAACAGUUUCCUCGUUCUACAUCAAUCGACUGUGCCUCUGCAAAUUAUGGAAACUAGAUUCAAAAGUGGAAACCGCGGAGGUAGUACGUUAAGAACCGCCGCAGGGGUGAUAAACACUGGUGGAGGUGGGGGCGCUGGUGGUGGAGGCGGCGUAGGUAGGGUGUGCGAAGUACGACGCAUCUAUAAGACGGCACUAGUGCCGUGCAAAACGGCCCGCCGCCGGGCUCGUGGAAUGAGCAUGGGGCAGAAGGUAUCAGGAGGAGUUAAAUCUGUCAAUAGAGAUGCUGCCGCACCUUAUAAACCAGUGAUUCCCAGAGAAUUGGCACAGGAUUUUGCCCGCCCACCUAGGCUUGACAUGCUCCUUGACAUGCCACCCGCAAUAAGGGAAACCCAACUGAAAUAUAGCUGGAAUCAGGAUGAUCGAUCUCUCAACAUAUUCGUAAAAGAUGACGAUAGACUUACAUUUCACAGGCAUCCCGUAGCCCAAAGUACUGACUGUAUAAGAGGAAAAGUUGGUUUAACAAAAGGAAUGCACUGUUGGGAAGUGAGUUGGUCGACAAGACAAAGAGGGACACAUGCAGUGGUCGGUGUGGCUACAGCCGAAGCGCCUCUACACUCUGUUGGUUAUCAGAGUUUAGUUGGCAGUACAGAUACUUCGUGGGGUUGGGAUUUAGGUCGUAACAAACUAUACCACGACUCGAAAAAUUAUCCGGGCGUGACUUACCCGGCUCUGUUGAAACCCGACGAAACUUUCAUAGUGCCGGAUAAAUUUCUGGUCGUAUUGGAUAUGGACGAAGGUACGUUGAGUUUUGUCGUCGAUGGACAAUAUUUGGGUGUCGCGUUCAGAGGUUUAAAGGGGCGAAAGUUGUAUCCUAUCGUCAGCGCCGUAUGGGGACAUUGUGAGAUUACGAUGAGAUAUAUUGGAGGAUUGGAUCCCGAGCCUCUGCCGCUUAUGGAUUUGUGCCGCCGCGUAAUAAGGCAACGCCUGGGCAAACAACUUCUGGAGGACAAAGUAAUGAAUCUGCAGCUUCCACAAGCAUUACAAACUUACCUGCUUUACCGUGAUAGAAGAUAAUACCAAAAUAUGCAUAGUGCAGUGAACUAAAAUAUAACAUGGAUUUUUUUAUUUAAAAAAAAAAACUUCAUUUGCAAUCAAUACAAAAAAUUUUAAAAACGCGUACAAACUGUCUAUAUAUACGAAAAGACGACUGGUUUUUUGAAUUUUGCAAUUAUUGCUCUGUGAUGUGAUGGUAGUUAAUGUGAACAAAAAGAAAAAAACGGACUUCUCGUACUGAUAAACAGAAGGAUUUUUUUUAGUGAGUUUUAGGUUAAUAUAACUCAGGCAUAGAACGAAUGAAUCAACUCAUAAUCCCAACCAAAAUGAGAUUAUAAUAAUGAUUUUUUUUUAUUCAUUUUUUCGAAAUGGACAAUUUGUUCGGUUCGAUAAUUAUGUGAAAUUUCUGACGCCAUAGUUUCUAGACGAAUUUGUUCAAACAAAAAAAAAUAUAAAAGAACGUACAGAGCCGCUUCUGAAAUUGAAAUGAUGGAAAAGAGAUCUGUAGAGUUGAAUACAGGGUUUGAGUCACGACGAAAAUGGCAAGCAGCCAUUAAAAUUUUAAAAUUGUUAUAGAGGUUCAGUGUAGUUAAAUUCAUUACAUACCCCCAUUAUUUAAAAAUCCCGUCCAAGUCCCAUUCUAACCCCCCCUUAGUGAACAGCAGUCUCACAUAGUUCACUCAUCUUUUUUAUUUCUUCAUUGAUUUUACUUUGAAAUUGCCGUAAAAUAAGGGGGGGGGUUAAAAAAUUUGUGACAAUUUGAACCUGCUAUAAAAACUCAGCAAUCUUGAAAAAAAUGAAAUUUAUUUCUAUACAUAUUGGUUUGGAGAAAAAAAAGAAGUAAGUAAUUGAUAUUGUGAAUAGAGUAAAUGCUAUUAUUAUUCUUCGUCGUGACUCAUCUACUUGUUAAGUAUGAAAUUUAUUAAUACUUCCAAUAUUAAUCAAUUCUGGGGGUGUUCAACUUGCAACUGUACUUUUGAACUCCAAUUUAAUGAGAUAAUAAUUGACAGAAUGAUAUAUGGCAUGCGAAACAUUUAAUUGACUGACGAAGUUUGCAACAGCCCAUUUGUUAGUCUGUUAGUUAAUAUGUGUCAUUGCUGAUGAUCUGUUUUUUUUUAAUCUCAUAGUGUGUAAAAAUUGAAAAACAAUAGUUCAAAAUGUCAAAUUUUGAUCGUUACAAGGGAUGUUUCUCGUUCGGUGUUAAUUUUAUUUUCGUGUAAGAAUUGAAGUGAAAUUUUUUGCUUGGAUCAAUUUGUAUAUAUUUGUUUUCCAAAGAAAUGUUUGCCUUAAUUAAAAUGGGUAAAUAAAGGGGAUUGUGUGAUACCUUUUUUAAAAUAUUUACCAAAAACUCAAAAAUAAGGUAGUUUUUAAAAUAAAAAAAGAAACAUGUCAACUUUU